This is a messenger RNA of Asterias rubens (European starfish), 4447 nucleotides long. Its product is annotated as Hermansky-Pudlak syndrome 3 protein-like. Gene Ontology annotation, cellular component: cytoplasm. NCBI's taxonomy places the organism in Eukaryota, Metazoa, Echinodermata, Asteroidea, Forcipulatida, Asteriidae. Bases 138 to 3899 code for a protein of 1253 amino acids. The transcript is spliced from 24 exons. Gene Ontology annotation, biological process: organelle organization. The record is from RefSeq and is a predicted model, not a curated record.
AAUGAAUAGACUCCCGUCUUCUGCUGCCGCCCCAUCGUAGGUGCAGGUCGACUGCGUAUUAACAGUGCACACAACUAAUUAACAGUAAUGUAAUGUUUUUCGAGGAUUCAUUGUAACUCGUCAAAGCGGUCACAGCCAUGGUGCAUGUUUUAUCCUGCCAUCAGUUUGCUGGUGAUCCGAAGGUGCUGACUCCAUCUCAAGAACCUUUGGCCAUUUUUGCAUCACCAACUCAGAUGUUUGUAGCCACAGUGCAGCACAGUAUCAAUGUGUAUAGCUUAGUUGAACACGGAUCACUUCAGCAUAGCUUUACAACAGCUGGGCUCGUCAAACAGGGUGUUUACUGCACCACUGGUAACUACAUAGCAGCAUUGGAGGUACGUGGAGGCACAAAUCAGGCAACAUCCAUUCGCAUUUAUUUCAACUGGGAGACGAGUGGCCCUCAAAAUGCUGUGCGUGCAAGAGUUGCAGGAGGAGAAAUGCAAACAUGUGAAAGAGGAUCCACCAUAGCAACCUCCAGUUGUGAUGUUCAAGAAUACCCAAGACAACGAAACCAGUUUGAACUUAUUGAAGUCCAAACCCCAACCCCUGCCCAAUGCAUCAGUUGCUGUCCUGCCACUGGUAACUUGGCUGCAGGAAUCAAUAACACAGUGUCCAUGUACAGGUUUGUCACUCAUCAACAAGGGAUGCUCUCUGAAUGUCCAGACUUUGAGUACCUUAUGCAGAUACAAGUUGGUCUUGUUGUCAGGGAUGUGGCAUUAUGUGAGGGUAUAAUCGCAUGUCUGGGUACUUGUGAAGUACAAGUCUGUAAAAUACGUGUGUGGGAUACAAGCGCAGGAAAGCUGACACGAGGGCGGUCUGUCACAGACAAUGAAGGGUGUAAAGUAUCUAAGUCGAACGGAGGUAAGCGGAGGGUGCCAAUGUUGAUCAAGCCCCCGCUCUCCUCUCAAGAUGGUGAUGCUUCAUUACACCUAGAAGCUGAGAAAUCGUGGACAUCAUCAACUCCUCUCACAAAGACAGAGUCUCAAAUAGCACAACCGUAUUUUGUUAGGGAUGAAGGAGCUGGUUGUGGUUGGGAUUUUGGAAUUGAAGCAGUUACCGUGGCAAGUAGCAAUACAUCUUCAGCUGGUCAGAAGAGGAAUAUAUCUUCAGCUGGUCAGAAGAGGAAUACAUCUUCAGCUGGUCAGAAGAGGAAUCAGGAUGUUGAUGAUGAAGAAGGUGCUUCAGUGUUAUUUCCAACAGUCCAAUCAGAAGAGCCUUACUCUGAGGGAUCUGUUGACAACUGUGAGAUAAUUGGACCAAUUGGCAUGAUACAAGGACAUCCUGUUCAAAUCACAGUCACCAAAAAGAAGCAACCGGAGAAGAUAAAGUCAUCUUUAACUCAGCUAUUGUAUCGUCGGUUCAUCAAGUUAAAUUUGUCUGAGGUGGAAAAUGAUGAUGAUAAUAGUCUGCAUUCACUACAACUGUCACCAACAUAUGCAUCAGUGUCUGAUGACAGCAGGACAGAGCCAAGUAGUGAUAUGAUGGAGAGUCACAAUGCACAUAAGCUUGCAGGGCUUUGUUGUUUCUUCAGUACAUCCAAACAAGGUUUCUUAUAUGAGAUGCAGCCUAUACCACGCUUACUGACUGAAUACACCUACAAGGCUGAUGCUAUACAGGUCCAGGCAGGCUAUAGUCUAUUGUUUGCUCUGACACAGAAUGGUCUAGAGACAUACACACUGCACACAUUGGCUGCAGCAUUGCUUAAUAUGGAGACUGUUGAUAACAUACACAAUACAUGUCCUCCUGCCACGUUAGAUGUCAGUUUGGUUGGUCUUGAGCCAUACCUAGGCCUGACUCAACUCGCAGUCAGUAAGGACCAUGUAAUGCUACUGUCAAGGACAAGAGACUCUACAAACCCAACACUGUCAAAUAAAAGUGCUACGGGUACCAGUAUCUCUAGUAAAUCUAAUACCAUAUACAUACAUGAGAAGUCUGCUCCUACGGCUGUGUACAAGUCAUUGAUGGAGCUUGGUGAACGUUAUCAACAUUCAAGCCCAGCUGCUUAUCUUCAGUGCAUGCUGGAAGGACACCUACUGCUCAGAACAGCAAUGACUAUGGGGAGACUAAACAACGUCCCACAAGGAAUUGUAUCAGAAUCUACUGAUUGUGAAGCAUCAUCCAGUGAGUUACGUUCACUGUACCUUCAGUCUUGUCUCCAACUGGCUCUGCACUACUGCAGAGGAGAAACUCCCAAUUGGCAUUUGACAUUGCCGUACUUCAACAUGUCAGAAUUACCACUGAAGAAAAUAAUUGAAUGCAGCCCCAAGCCAUACACAGCAUUUGAGGACACUGAAUUGAUGACUGGAGCAGGAUUAGGAAUGCUCCACUACCUAGACUGGGUUCUAUUUGAUGACAGUAGCACACUCCAUGCUGAUCAGGUAACAGCAGACAGGAUUCUGAAGUACUUUUUCUCUCUGGGCCCUCAACAUUGCAGUCAAGUUGUUCUAUUCUCCAAGAUUGAAGACCAACUCAGUCCAGAUAAAACCCUGAGUGUUUUGAGUAAAGUCAAAGAUGCACAUCAACCAGGCCACCAUGUAAACUUUGUUGGAUGUCCUCAAACUUACACAUGGUGUAAUUUGGAUCGGCUGGCUAUGUGUGAGGUGUAUCUACGAUUGGGUGACUUGGAGCAAGCAGGAUCCACCUUAUGUACUCUCUCAGCGGAAGAAAUUACUCAACUAUGUACAAAACAUUCAGCAUUACUUCUACAGGCAGAGGAUCAGUUCUCACAUUUAGCUCAGUUGAUACGUCAGCAGGAGCCAGAAAGCCUUCUUAUUGCUCUUGUGCAACUCAUCGAUGACAACACUGUAUCUCUACAAACGUGCAUCAAACUGUUGAAGGAUGAGAAAGAACCAUUGAGUUCAGCAGCAAAUAGUCAUUUGAAACGCUUCAUGGAGGAGAUAGUGUUUACCAAGCAUCGUCAUGAAGUACUCCAUGGAGCUACAGAGUUGUUGUUUGCUGUUUACUUUGAGAGAAUGGAGAAGGGAAUGUCCAAAGGAGUUCCCUUGCGACACUCAUCAAGACACACUCAUAUUUUUUCAGGUGGAGGUUGUUAUGCUAAGAGGCCAGAGUGGUUAGACUUUCUUGCUCCUUUCCAAGGAACGGAAGCUUUGACAUUCAAAUGCUUUCAGCAAGCACCUCUGGUUGUCCCAAGUAUGCCUAGACGUGCUAGGAGUUAUUCUGAUCGCUCCCAGAUACCAAUCAUUGGUAAAUUUGGGGGAGGUCAAAGGUCAAGUGGAACUGACCAGUUACGACAGAGCACACUUGCAGCAGCAAGGGGUGAUGGGAAAGAAGAAGAUGUUGUUUGUCCAUGCUGCUGUUGCAAUGAGGAUCUACUUGCUAUUCAGAGUCUGAUAACAUCACACUGUGCCACUCCCACAUUGGCCAGGCAAGUACAGCAUUUGACUGGAAUUGCUUUAAGUACUGCACCAACGCAACCAGGCUUGAAACAGUCUCUUCAAUCACUACAUAUAGUGUGUUUAGCUGUACUGGACCCACCCGCUGCUAUGGAGCUUCUGAUUCAAGAUCAUCCGGGCAUUGUACUGGAUUAUGCUCAACACUCCUUUGGGAAAGAUACUCUCAAAUGGAAGGAUCUUCUAAAUAUGUUAUUGGAACGAGGAGCUGAUUUAGAUGCUAAAGGCAGCAAUCAAACAGGAAUAUCAACUAAAGGGAACACUGAUUACCUGCAAGUACUCACAGGUGUUCUUGGCCAUGCAAGUAACCUCCUGACCCCAGAAGAACUUCUCCAAUGCUUGCCAAGUGAGGGCUCACUCUCAUUUUUUUUGCCGUACCUUAGGCAAAGUGGCUGUCGCCAAAAUGCUAGGCUGUUACAUCAACAGCUAGUUGAUACACUUGCCUCCUAGGAAGUUGAAGUGUACACCAUAAAUGGUUAGGAAAAUGUUUUAAAAGUAGAAUAUAAUAAUCAACAAAAAGAUGCUUCGAAAAUGCGAGGUUUUCCUUUGACUUUGCAAACUAUUACGGUCGGCCACUCCACAAAAUCGCAUGCCGUUCACGAUGUAAAAGGAAAAACGCGCAAUCUAAAUGCAUAUUUGUGUGGAUCAUUAUAUUCUUCUUUGUCUUUCUUUGUUUACUUAAAAAUGUUUGCAGAACGCACGAAUUGAAUACAUUUUCUAAGUAGCCAAAUGUUGGUUUUGUGUAUCACUAUUGCCUACUGGAGCAAAAAAUUACAGCCAGUCAAUUGUCAGUUAUUAUUCAGUUACUAUGGAUUGUUAUAAUGUACAGUUUGAAAUUAUUUCCAUCUGAAAUAUUAUCAUUUUAAAGAAAUUAUAGCCCAAGUUCUAGCCCACAUUUAGGAUCCAAUUGAGGGUCUUUACACAUGAACUUUAAGGGGCACGAGUUGUUUUAAGAAAAGCGUUUGAAACCGUUUGUUAUAAAAUGCAUUUGGUUAGAA